UGCAAAAGACUUCACACACAUUUCUGCACAGAGGCUGAAGCAGAAAUUGCGCAGAGAGCUUUCUGUUUUCCACAAAGCUAGGAGAAGAUUGUUGCAAAGCUUUGUCCAUGUCUACACCAACAUUUCCAUCAAUGAUGUCCUCUUAAUGGAGGGCUGGCUGACAUUAUCCAAGACAAGGCCCAGUAUCCAGGGUUCUUCUCUUCCAACCCUUCUUUUCUCAAGUUUCACAAUGGCUUCCUUGCUGCUUCAGCACAUCCUGCUCUUUUGUGGAUGCAGGCUCUUUUCUCUGAAGGAGGAGCCCAAUUCACUUCCAGGUGCCCACAAACAGCGAGUAUGGUAGAAACUGGUUGACAUAUGCCUAUCUUCUACCUUUUCUUCCAGCUUGCCAUUACCUUCCCUACCUUGAUGGAAUACAUCCCUGGACCUCACCACCGCAUAAUCCCUGGCAUCAUCAGGAGCAAAGAGUUUGUCUUAGAAGAAGCCAAGGAGCACCGGGCCACGCUGGACCCCAGCUCCCCUCGGGAUUUCAUUGACUGCUUCUAUAUCAGAAUGGACCAGGAAAAACACAACAAUGUGUCUGCGUUCGACAUGGAGAACCUGGCCUUCUGCUCGCUAGACUUGUUUAAUGCAGGAACAGAAACAACCAGCACAACUCUAAGAUACGGACUCUUGAUCCUCCAGAAAUACCCAGAAAUAGAAGGUAAGACAGGUACAGAUGCCCAGGCCAGCUGCUUAAAUCCCUGCUAUGGAGCUGUGUCAGUUAAAAUGGCACAAAACCCACGGAAAGACAAGCUAUCAUUGUCCAUGGGGUCUGGUGGCAGCAAGGAAGCAAAUUAAAUGGGGAAACCUAGUACUAAUGGCCAAAAAGAGGACAAAAAAAUCAUACACCGAAAUGGCUGCCCAAAAGCAACACAUCAGAGAGUAUUCAAGACACUCAGGCGCCAGUCGCUCAAAUGCAGACAUCUAUGAGUUCUCUUUCAAACAGUAUUGAUAGACUUACAUGUUGCCCCCGAAAGAUACCUUGGACUGAAGUGUCUGGGUACAUAAA
Messenger RNA from Sceloporus undulatus (fence lizard), 1048 nucleotides. Its product is annotated as cytochrome P450 2C42-like. Gene Ontology annotation, biological process: xenobiotic metabolic process. Gene Ontology annotation, molecular function: iron ion binding; oxidoreductase activity, acting on paired donors, with incorporation or reduction of molecular oxygen, reduced flavin or flavoprotein as one donor, and incorporation of one atom of oxygen; heme binding. Bases 355 to 837 code for a protein of 160 amino acids. Gene Ontology annotation, cellular component: intracellular membrane-bounded organelle; cytoplasm. The record is from RefSeq and is a predicted model, not a curated record. NCBI's taxonomy places the organism in Eukaryota, Metazoa, Chordata, Lepidosauria, Squamata, Phrynosomatidae. The transcript has 2 exons.